CGAGCGGCGGCGCGGUGCGCAGGCGCGGCGGCGCGGGGCGGCGGGGUGACUUUGAGGCAUGGCGCAGGCGGCGCAGCGGCUCGGGCAGCGCCUGGCGGCCCGCGGCCCGCAGCUCCUCAGCGCUGCCGUGGCGUAUUCGAAGCCUCGCCUUGCCACGUUCUGGUACUACGCCAAGGUCGAGCUCGCGCCGCCGACCCCCGGAGAGAUCCCCAAGGCCAUCGACAGCAUGAAGGCCGUGGUCAGGAGCUUCCAGUCCGGCCGCCUGGCGCAGCUCACUGUCAAGGAAGCACUGAGGAACGGUCUAGUGGCCACAGAGGUGCUGAUGUGGUUUUACAUUGGUGAGAUCAUAGGCAAACGUGGCCUGAUUGGAUACAACGUCUGAAGACUCAUCCUCAGUAAUGCUGUUUGCUGCUGUGGCCCUGAGCCUGUUAGAGCAUCUACAUAAAUAAAGCCAGGAGCUGAUGUAGAA
Messenger RNA from Oxyura jamaicensis (ruddy duck), 469 nucleotides. It is a transcript of the gene ATP5MG, whose product is annotated as ATP synthase membrane subunit g. Gene Ontology annotation, biological process: proton motive force-driven ATP synthesis. The coding region runs from base 59 to 382 and encodes 107 amino acids. The record is from RefSeq and is a predicted model, not a curated record. NCBI's taxonomy places the organism in Eukaryota, Metazoa, Chordata, Aves, Anseriformes, Anatidae. The transcript has 3 exons. Gene Ontology annotation, molecular function: proton transmembrane transporter activity.